Moneuplotes crassus is the source of this 780-nucleotide messenger RNA. The record is from the annotation of a GenBank genome assembly. Lineage: Eukaryota; Ciliophora; Spirotrichea; Euplotida; Euplotidae.
UUGACUCAUAAAAAGGUAAAGACCUAGGAAAGCGGGCUAAAUCCUAUACCUUCUCUGUAUCAAAAUCUACGACAGAAUUUCUAUUUAUUCAGUUUUUACCAAAUUUAUGAAGUAUUUUACUUUGGAAGGAAAACUUCUUUUCAAUUUAUCCCUUAUUUCCCAUGGUUAUUAACGGUUUAGGAUGAAUCAACAGUUUAUCAAGAUUGGAUCUCCUCAAGAUAUCCAAUUAAGCUAUGCAGGAGAGCAGAAGCAGCAAGUUGUUGCACUCAAGCCCAAUUAUGUACUCAGAACAGUAAACAUUGUUCUGGUUGCUAUCAGUUCAUUCAGCCUGUUAGGUCUUUUUGCUACAGGAGAUUUUAAGGAGAGCAAACAGACAGAGCUUGGCAAUGUAGCUGGACUCCUAUUGUUUGCUCCUCAUAUAUUUGUGUAUGGAACAAGUAUUUUGUACCAUGCUUCUCCAGUGUUUUUUGCACUUCAAGUUAUUAGAAACAUUGUGUAUUUCUUGUGUCUACUUGUAGUUGGAUUGAUGUUGUAUCUUCUAUAUAUGGCAAGCGAGGGUACUACUUCUGAGGACAUCAUUGGAUUCUUUAUUUUAUUUGUUUUGUUUGGAUUGGCAACAGGCCCUGUAGCUAUGAGUAUCAUCUUAAUGAUCGAAUUUGAGCACGUCCACAUUGCAACACCAGAAACUGUUCCUCAAGGUUACAUCACAGUUCAAUCCAAGGAGGAAUACCAACCUGGUCCAAUUCAGAACAUAUUGGUAUAAAUAGUUUCAAUCACUCG